Danio aesculapii is the source of this 1123-nucleotide messenger RNA. RefSeq names its product fibrinogen alpha chain. The coding region runs from base 243 to 743 and encodes 166 amino acids. The record is from RefSeq and is a predicted model, not a curated record. The transcript has 4 exons. Lineage: Eukaryota; Metazoa; Chordata; Actinopteri; Cypriniformes; Danionidae. Gene Ontology annotation, biological process: blood coagulation.
UUGCAGUGUGCACGGCCUUGAAAUCCAGUCAGAAACAACAUAUUCACAAUGAUUACAGCAGAUCUGGACAGUGUCCAGCACGACCAACAUACCCUUUGUGCUCUGAUGAGGAGACGGAGGAUAAAUGUCCAUCUGGGUGUCGACUGGAGGGUCUUAUUACUGUGGCAGAUGAAGUUAUUCAUAAACGUCUGAGAAAGAUUUGUGAAAAGAUUCAACAAAAUCAGGAUGCCACUUCAUCAGUAAUGCAAAAGAGUGUCAAGUUUUAUGAAUGUCAAAGGAAAACCAUCGUCCAAACAUAUAUGAUAGAGCUCAGAUAUGCUGAAUUUGCUGAAAAUAUUCACAAAAACCUCACAUUCCUGCACAAGAGGUCUGCAGAACUUGCUAAAGACUUACGGAAAUACCACUACAUGAUCUGGGAUCAGAUAAAUCAGCUCCGUCGAAUUGAGGUGGACAUUGACAUCAAAAUCCGUGCAUGCAAAGGAUCAUGCAAGCAAACCUUUGACCAUGCUAUUGAUAACGAAGCCUACGAAGCGAUGGAGAGCAAAAUGAAGCAGUUCAGUAUUAUCACCAAGAGGCGAAAAUCCUUCUCCAGACCCCAAAAACUAAAACUUCAGCGCAUUGAUCGACCCAGAGUGUCUCAAACUUACCAGAAAAUCCCCAUUGUUCGCACUGAGCUCCUUACAAAAUUUGAAGACAUUGAGCAGAAUCAGAUGCUUUUAGAUGAACUCCUAAAUGAUACUUAAUCAUAUUUAUGUCUAUUUAUGUGUGAAGUGGAGCAAAGCCUUUCAUUAAAGUUGUCCUACAUCUAUUGAACAAUUUUGAUAAACUUUUUUGAUCCACUUCAUAUAUUAACCACAGACUAUUACAAGGGAUUUAUAUUUGUCUACAGUUUAUGCUAGACAGUGUGCAAUAUACUGCACUUUCGUCUCGUCUGUAUAGAUUCAAUACUGUCUAUACAUAAUUAUUUUAAAAUGACUUUAUAUCACAUUUACAGAUCCUCUGGUUUUGUAAUGUAUUUUAGGUUCAGUAUUCCUUAGUGACAGGAUAUGUAAACUAUGUAUUCUAUAUUUAUAAUAUAGUAUGUGUUUGUUACAUUAGUGAAACACUGAAAAAACUGCCAAAG